GCUCUCUGACUGGCAACCAGCUUGAGCAUUGUGUCUUCUGGGCAAAGAGAGUAAGAGAAGGAAGGGGGAGAAAGGACAGAGAGAGAGAGAGAGAGAGAGAGAGAAGGAAUGACAUAUGGACGGGGGGGCGGCACAGAACAUCUCCACGCUUUACGUUCAAAAGAGCAACUUGACAAUGAAAAUGUUUUGCGUUUGGACGUUCAAAAUCUGACUUCCUCAGUGUGUGAUUAUUCGGGACAUUUUGAUACAUAACUAUUGAUUUAAAAAAGAGAUUCACAUGAGUAUGAGAACUGUUGUGUCAGACCGUUCUAACUUCAUAAAUUGACGGACAGACACUGACAGGCUGCAGUGGAGUGUGAGCGACCUGAAGGAGGAGGGCUUUAAACGCUGAGACGAUACAACACGUGCGUUCACAGAUCACUUGAACGGAUUUUGCAUGACAGACAGAUGAGCCACACUUGAUGUCAUAAUGUAUAUGUGAACUCUUUGAUAUCAACCCAAUCUUUUGGUGUCUGGGACGUUUUGCAGGAAUAAAAGGAUUUUGACUCACAUCCUCAAAAUACACUGACAGACAGAUACAGGAACUCGUUAUGAGCAGCUGCUGGAGAGUCAUUCAAAACCUUGAAUAUGCCGCCCAGGUUUUAAUGAGAAAAUACCGUCCAAUUCAGACCACAACAACCACCCCGGCUCUACGCUGCACCCAGACACACUACCACGGAAGAAGCCCUCCAUUAAAGAACUGCGGCAUUUGCUUCAGUGGCACCUUGUGUAAUGUUUAAAGUGAGGGCAUUAAUACAAGCUUAUGUUUACUCACACAUACCCAGCAGGUGCAUGAAUGAUGGGAAAUAAGGCUCGGUGAGAGGGCAGCUGCAGCUCCAGUUGGGGCAAAUAUAAUCAACUCUGACAGACAGCAGACUCACAUACUGACCCCAGCCAGGCUUAAGAGUAUCUGAUGGAUUUCUGGUCCGCCAGAGAAAGAUCUACCUUUCCAGUGAGGUAGAGCUGCUAAAUAUUGUAAUAUAAUCUGCAUUAAGUGGAACAAAGAAGAAAGACAUAUAAAGUAAAGACACAUAGGGGAGGUGUAAGGGCUCUGUAAGACAUCUGCAGGUGGUACACAUGAUUAUCACACAUAAUAUACACCCAGCUGACAGGGAUUCUUCCAGACACUUCAGCACCAUGAUGGAGAAGAUGAACCCCACCGGCCCAGCGGCGUCACCGCCUGAUCUGCCACGCCGCCCCUACUCCUCCUCCUCCUCCUCCUCCUCUGCCUCCUCUGCCUCCUCCUCUCCAUCCUGUGCCUCCAUAGGGCAGCACAGUCCCCUCCAGCAGAAUGAGACUUUAGCACCCUUGAGUGCUAUCGGCAGCCCGCGUCCUGCUAACGAGGCCGGGCACAGGGGACACACGGAUGUCGCCUCUUCUGGCUCCAUUCAAUCGCCCAUAUCCACAACAACAUUAACCAUUCACUCUGCAGAUAUAGCUGCUGCACCUGAGACCGUCGUCAUGGAGACCAAGGAGGAGGAGGAGAAGCAACGAGGGCCAAAGAGCACCAUAGCCCCUGCUGCUUCGAGUUGCUCCCCAACUCUUUCCUCUCCACCUCCACUUCUCCCAGCAACCAUCAAGACCUCCUUGGGCCCUCUACCAACUCCAACCAUCACCGUGUCCUCCCUUUCCUCCUCCUCAUCCUCUCUUCCUCCACACAUUCCCGUCAUCAGCCUCUGUCACAGCAAACCCCCUCUCCCACUCCCAAAUACCCCUUUGACGGCCCUACACCCAAUUCCCAACCUCCUACAUGGGCCACAUGGGGACCUUCGCCGCAAUCAGUUGACCUGUUUGCCAAUUGCCAGUCCUGCAGUUUCUGGGGGCCCUUCAGCUCCCCCCCCAGGGACCCUACUGCCUCAGCAGUACCUCUCUGCACACCCCUUCUUCACCAGUUCUUACCUGGGUCCAUCAGGAGGAAAUUAUGGUGUCAUCAAUAACAGCCGGAUCAAGAGAAGACCCUCGUCACACUUUGAGGUGGAGAUCAGUGACUGCCCUGCACACUCAGACAGUGAUUAUGUGUGUCUAACAGGCCCACCCCAGAAACUGGCUCGCCGUGUCUUCACCAACAGCCGCGAGCGCUGGAGACAGCAAAAUGUUAACGGGGCAUUCUCUGAGCUGAGGAAACUCAUUCCCACACACCCGCCUGACAAGAAGCUCAGCAAGAAUGAAAUCCUGCGUCUGGCUGUGAAGUACAUCAACUUCUUGGUCACUCUGCUCAACGACCAGGACAAGAGCAGAGAUUCACAUGAGGAUGAGGACGAGAGCACCGUGGCAGACCAUGAUAAACGGAACAUCCUUUUUCAGUGCAACACUCCUCCUCCGUCCAACGACGUCCCUCCACCCUCGGCCGACCCCGGGACCGUCCACAGAGACAGAGACUCAACAGACUCAGUUAUCGCUCUGGUUAACUCCCCAGCAACAUCCAGUUGCUAUGGCGACACGGACAGUGAGGAAAGCUUUGGGGCUAAGAUUUCUUUGGUGACCAAUGGCAUUCUGGAAAAGGUUAAGGGUCAGAUAAGGAUGGUCGCAGCCACAAAUGAUGAACGUUGACACCAAAAGACAACAAACAAAGAGGUGUGAAUGUCGGACUGAUGGACAGAAAGGACACACAAUCACCGUCAGAUACAGAAAGGGUUUUAAGAGCAAACGUGACUGUCUUUAAUUAGCAAAAUAAGUGUGAGAUAGAUGUUUGGAGAAUUGUUUGUUGUUUCAACUGCCUUUAUGUCUUUUCCAGUGUUGUGCAAACAUUCAGUAUGCAAGCUCUUUGUUUUGGGUAAAAUACUGCAGAGGGGCAGGUUGAGAGGCAUGCAACAUCACGGAAUAUUUAAACAGACUUUAAAAAGUUUCAUAUCCAAAUAAGGUCCCAAUUUUGCUUUUUCAAACCUAACAAAUGUCAAACUAUGUGGCCACAGAACAGAUAAAUUAUGCAAAACAUUGUGCUUGAGUAUAACUAGAUUGUAUGAAAAAAUGUUGAAUCUUUUCACCGUUAAAUCCCCCCUUGUUAGACGACAUGCCAUUUUUAAUCUACAUGCAGCCUUGGUAUCAUUUAUAUAAAAGCUUUGCCCCAGUAGAUUUAAAGUGACUUAAGAGUGACACAUACUCUAAUGUGCCUGCAGAGAAGUGCAUGCGAACAAUGCAAUAAUGAACCAAAUUUGCCGUUAUGGAUGUUCCUGCUUUUCUUAUUGUCGGAGAAGCAGGUCCGAUGGCUCCACCCUGACAUUGUGUAACACUUGUACUAGACAGAAAUAAAGUGUGUUUUAGUUAGCUGUU
This is a messenger RNA of Eleginops maclovinus (Patagonian blennie), 3309 nucleotides long. It is a transcript of the gene lyl1, whose product is annotated as LYL1 basic helix-loop-helix family member. Gene Ontology annotation, molecular function: RNA polymerase II cis-regulatory region sequence-specific DNA binding; protein dimerization activity; DNA-binding transcription factor activity, RNA polymerase II-specific. Gene Ontology annotation, biological process: regulation of transcription by RNA polymerase II. The record is from RefSeq and is a predicted model, not a curated record. NCBI's taxonomy places the organism in Eukaryota, Metazoa, Chordata, Actinopteri, Perciformes, Eleginopidae. The coding region runs from base 1117 to 2589 and encodes 490 amino acids. The transcript has 4 exons.